AUGAUAGGUUUUACCCCUGAUCCCAUUGCAAUGAGUCAGCUUAUGCAAAGUCCAGCUAUUUCACAGUUCAUUCAGCGUCUCCUUUCAAACCCACAGAACACGAAUCCGAUGGACGACUUUGUAUUGCCCCCAUCUGAGUCAACUCGAAUCUUGAAGGACAAGGAAAUAAUUUGUGUGAAAAGAAAAGAAAUGGCUUUGGUUGAAGCAAUACAGGGGGAAGAUGCUGGUAAUUUACUUGACUAUCCAGAAGUCAACAGGAAAGAACCUGUAAAUAAUUGCAUGUUACUUCUAGAAAAUGAAGAGUUUGAUAAGGAAACUGGAGGAUACCAAAGUGAAUAUGAGGAUGCUGAAGAUGAAAAGUUGGAAGAUGAACCUUCACCUAUACAAACAACUUCCAAGAAAAUAAAAGCCUCUAAAACAUCUAGGAGCUCAAAGAAGAAGAAACACCGAACAGUGAUGGAUGUUGUUGAAGAUGAAGUUGUGACAGAGGACAACAACAUUAAUAAUGACAAAUUUUGUCCCAUGAAAAUCAUUAAACCAAGAAGAAGAACACACAGGGUGAUGAGUGGUGAUGAAGGUGAAGUUAGAGAUGAAAUUUGCAACAUUGAUGAUGAUAAAAGUAAAACCAUUAGCAAGAAGAAGAUUAAACCAAAUGAGGAAGCUAACAUGGGAGAUGGUGAAACAAGUGACAAAAGGAGUGAAGAAUAUCUAGAAGACAAUGUCCAAGGAAUUGAACAAGCCUCUACUACACCUGAUGGGGAUAAAAAGGGCUCUAGUAGAAGUGCUAGAAGGAAAAAGGCUAAGAGACAAUGGAAGCGAGAACUUACUAAAAUUUCACAAAAGCCUGAUACUGAUACCCAUCUAGAAGGGACAAAUGACCACCCGAAGGGGCAUGAAAAGAGUUUAAUAGAAGAAGAAGAAAGAAAUUGUAAUGGGAAUACAGAUACUCAACUUGUUGCUUGUGUAGUCAAGCCAGGCCAUAUUCGCUUUGAACUUCUUAAUGAAGAAGCGCAUAGAAAAGCUGAUGGCGUAAACAAAACUGCCACCGAAUCGACAUGUAUCUUCACCUUUCUUUCUCUUCGUGACACCUAA
Lactuca sativa (garden lettuce) is the source of this 1092-nucleotide messenger RNA. Lineage: Eukaryota; Viridiplantae; Streptophyta; Magnoliopsida; Asterales; Asteraceae. The record is from RefSeq and is a predicted model, not a curated record.